Messenger RNA from Osmerus eperlanus (European smelt), 1007 nucleotides. RefSeq names its product erythroblast NAD(P)(+)--arginine ADP-ribosyltransferase-like. Lineage: Eukaryota; Metazoa; Chordata; Actinopteri; Osmeriformes; Osmeridae. The record is from RefSeq and is a predicted model, not a curated record. Gene Ontology annotation, molecular function: NAD+ poly-ADP-ribosyltransferase activity; NAD+-protein-arginine ADP-ribosyltransferase activity. Bases 1 to 912 code for a protein of 303 amino acids. The transcript is spliced from 2 exons.
AUGUUGAUGGAUACCUGUACUUCAACCGUCACACCUGGAGACAAGAUGAUCUUUACCCUGCUGAUCCUCCUCCAUGUCUGCAUCCUGACUGUGGACUCUAAGAUCUCUCCACACUCUGAAGGGUCCGGGGUCAUACAGCAGAACGUCUUCCCUUUAGACAAUGCCCCUGAAUCUGUCGAUGACAUGUACUACGGCUGCACCCCAAAAAUGCAUGAGAAAGUAAAUAAUUAUUUAAGAAGUGAAUUAAAAAACGAAAUAUUCAAAAACAUAUGGACCAAGUCUGAAAAGUGGGCCGAAGAUAAGCUAAAGUGCAAUUGCAACAAAUUAGAUCUCAAAUUAGAUCAUUUCAAGGCUUUAUAUUGUUACACAUAUAAUAAAAAUCAUUUUUAUCAUAAUUUCAUGACCGCAGUAAGAACCAAAGGGCCAGUGUACAAAAGUGGCUUCAGUUACCACGCUAUCCACUUCCUGUUGUCCGACGCGAUCCGUCUCCUCAAAAAGAGACAACCAGAAUGCGUCACAACAUACCGAAGAACCAAAGACACUUUUAACGUUAAAGAUGAUACUGAAAUUCGUUUUGGAUCCUUCACUUCCAGUUCACUCAAAAGUAAUCUGGUUAAAUAUGGAGAGCAGGAUUGCUUUGAGAUUAUGACGUGCUACGGCGCUAACCUCACGUGUAAUGAAGUUACAGUUGAUCAGGAAGAGGUGUUGAUUCCGCCGUAUGAGAAGUUCAAAAUAAUGCCAAUUGAAGACCCCAAAAAAGUUUUAAAUUGUAAGAAACUGUACAAACUGACGAGCUCUGGAAUUGAAAGCAAUUUAAACUGUUUAGCAGUACGCACAGCAAAUUCUGGAGGGCAAAAUCUGAAUUUGAAAGCUGCAGAUGUAAACGCAAUUGUUCAACCAAAUGCAUUUUAAUCUUUUUUCUUUUCUACUUUCUUUGGGAACUUUUGCAAAUGACAAAUUUCCAGUUGCUUGCAAUAAACAAUGAUGCAUUUUAUAAAGACAACGUU